AUGAAAGCUGCCAGGAUUCUAAUGAUGACAUCGAAAACUUACCAUGAUGCAAUUACAAAAUUAAAUACGUUGCAAUCAAAUGCUGCCACAAUUCUGGCAACCAGACAAUCCGGUAACACCAAGAAUAAGAUGAAUAUCUUGGAAAUGAAAGAAUGGGUUAGAAGAAUUGGUUAUUCCAUCUCUGAUAUCGAUAAAUUAAAUAUUAUUCAUAUCACAGGUACUAAAGGUAAAGGUUCUACCGCUGCAUUCACAUCUUCUAUUUUGAAUGAAUAUAAAGACAGUAUAGGGAAAAUUGGAUUAUAUACCUCCCCUCAUUUAAAAUCUGUAAGGGAAAGAAUUAGAAUUAAUGGCAUUCCUAUCUCUGAAGAAAAAUUUACAAAAUAUUUCUUUGAAGUUUGGGAUAAAUUGGAGAAUACUUCUUCUUCUUUAGCCGAUUUCCCUCAUAUGACUUCCGGCGCAAAACCUGCUUAUUUUAAAUAUUUAACUUUGCUUUCAUUCCAUAUCUUCUUGAAAGAGAGUUGUAAUAGUUGUGUUUAUGAAGUCGGUGUAGGUGGUGAAUUCGAUAGCACCAAUGUUGUAGAAAAUCCUGUCACUUGCGGUGUCUCGUUGCUGGGUAUUGACCAUACAUUCAUGUUGGGAAACACAAUUGAAGAGAUCGCAUGGAAUAAAAGUGGUAUCUUUAAAAAGGGAGCUCCUGCAUACACAGUCUCUAACCAACCAACCAACGGAUUAAAAGUUUUAAGGGAAAGAGCCAUUGAACGUGAAACAAAUCUAGUAGAAAUCUCACCGUUCAAACAACUCAAAGAGGUAAAACUUGGUAUCGACGGUAAAUUUCAAAUUUCAAAUGCAUCCUUAGCUGUUACACUUGCAUCACAGUUUUUAUACACUAAAAAUAUCUCAACUAUUGAUCCAAUCACUGAUGACUCCAGUAUCAUACCGGAAAAAAUUGUAAAUGGACUAAUUAACACUAAAUGGGAAGGUCGAUGCCAAACUCUUAAAAAGGGAAACUUAACCUGGUACUUAGAUGGUGCUCAUACCAAGGACAGUAUUGUAGCAGCCUCAGGAUGGUUCAAAGAUAUUACAGAAAAUUCUAAAUGUAAAAAUAUAUUACUUUUCAAUCAGCAAACAAGAGACGCCAAGGCCCUGAUAAACGAUGUCCAUAAAGUUUUAUAUCCAAAUGUAACAUUUGAUGAAGUUAUAUUCACAACCAAUGUUACUUGGAGUAACUCAGGAUACAGUGCUGAUCUAGUCUCCAUUAAUACAUCCAAAGAUGAAGUAGAAAGUCUACAUGUUCAGAAAGCUUUGAAAGAAGAAUGGCAUAGCUUUGAUAAAAACGCAAACAUCUCUGUUAUUCAUGACAUCGAGAGUUCUUGUAAAUAUAUUGAAUCGAUUUCGAAAGCUCAAAAUGUCAAUAUUUUUGUUACUGGUUCCCUUCAUCUAAUUGGAGGUUUGCUGACAGUUUUCGAUGGUAAAUAA
This is a messenger RNA of Vanderwaltozyma polyspora DSM 70294, 1476 nucleotides long. RefSeq names its product tetrahydrofolate synthase (gene MET7). The transcript has a single exon. Gene Ontology annotation, cellular component: cytoplasm; cytosol; mitochondrion. Bases 1 to 1476 code for a protein of 491 amino acids. NCBI's taxonomy places the organism in Eukaryota, Fungi, Ascomycota, Saccharomycetes, Saccharomycetales, Saccharomycetaceae. Gene Ontology annotation, molecular function: ATP binding; tetrahydrofolylpolyglutamate synthase activity. Gene Ontology annotation, biological process: tetrahydrofolylpolyglutamate biosynthetic process. The record is from RefSeq and is a predicted model, not a curated record.